This is a messenger RNA of Cyprinodon variegatus (sheepshead minnow), 3618 nucleotides long. It is a transcript of the gene pgap6, whose product is annotated as transmembrane protein 8A. Gene Ontology annotation, cellular component: plasma membrane. The transcript is spliced from 13 exons. Lineage: Eukaryota; Metazoa; Chordata; Actinopteri; Cyprinodontiformes; Cyprinodontidae. The record is from RefSeq and is a predicted model, not a curated record. Bases 86 to 2377 code for a protein of 763 amino acids.
UUUUUUUUUUUAUUAGGUAAAAGAAUGUAUGGCAGCACAGGUGGACUCGGGAAGAUGUAACUAGUCGGAGUAUCGGGGAGAAAUUAUGGAGGCCUCUUUUCUGCGUUGGUUGCUUUUUGUCGCACUGCCAGCCUGGACAUUUGGAGACGAUGGCCAGCUGACCUUUGUAUCUGAGCUGUCCUCCAAACCUGCUCAGAAGUUGUCAAAGUACAGCUGGUAUGCCAACGUCAGACUGCAGAGGUUCCACAUACCGGAGGACACCGCCGUCGCUCGCUGGCUCUUCUCUGUGAAAAAGGGCCACAGUUUCCACUGCGGACAGCACAACAUCAGCAUCCAUAUCCGAUGGGGAGCCCCUCCUGUCAUAAACCCAACACAGACUGUGUUUCCAAAUGCAACACUUUGGGGCCCCUCUUUUUCUCUCACACUACCGGUGACCUCCCAGAGCUCCACCACGUUUAACCUCUCCCACCCGGCUCCAGGGAAUUGGUUCGUUGCUGCUCAUUUACCAGAGGAUGAUGGCCGCAUAGAGCAGAAGGGUUUCCCAUCCUGCUCUUAUUACUUCCAGCCACUGCUGUCGGUCAGGAGAGCCGUGGACACGCCGGUGUUACAGCAGGGAACCUUCCUGACACAGACCGCAGCACCUGACAGACCUGCACGCCUUAAGAUGUUCGUGCCGGAGUUUACCUCGUCUCUUUCGGUUUCUGUGGCCGAGUGCUCGUCAGGGGAGGCGGAGGAGAGCAGCAGCUGCCAGCUGCUCCUCAGACUGGGCUCUGCAUCGAUGCGGCACAGCCAGACGGCGGUGAACUGCUCAGGGAGCCGCUGCUCCGCCUCCCUCUCCAACCCUCCGUGGGACACCUGGUUACGCAUUGUGGUGGAGAGCAGCCAAAUCAACCAAACCAUAACCUUUAAGAUUGUGUCCAACUACACAGUGGGAUGUAAGCCUGCCAGCGUAGGCCUUAAAGCAGACGAUGACCUCACAAAGCUCCUCGGUAGGAGCAGCGUCUCCAACGUGACGUCAACAGGCAACAGCUCAGGCGCCUCCAACGCAUCAUCAGCGCUUCCACCGGAGCUGCCCGCGUCCGGCUGCGUGUGGAGCGUCCCUGUGCUCUACGAGGAGCUGGACGUUCUGUCUCUCCGUUUCACCCCCGUCAACGGGUCGAACAUCAGCAUCACGGACGCGUACCCGGCGCUGCUCACGUACCCUCUGCCCGCACAGGCCACGGGGGGCACACUCAACCUGCAGCUCACGCUCAACUCUACAAAUGCAACGUUGGGGAAUAACAGCAUCGUUGGCUGUUUUUCUCCCUGGGCUCCUGUCCUCGAACUCAACCACUCUGAACCUUGCCGUACAGCUUUGUUUGGAGGAUAUGGUGUUAGCAUCAACGUCAGUGACCCUAAAGCUGCAGUCAGGCUGCCUUUCCCUCAGUCCACAACAUGGUACCUCACCCUGCAGCUCGUAUGCAACAGCAGUGACUGUGGGAACUCGUUUGUGGUGUCUGUGGUGCCAGAAGUGUCUGUCAGUGCCUGUGUGGAGGAUUGUGGGCCGUAUGGUGAAUGUAGGCUGCUGAGAUCCUACACCUACUUGUAUGCUGCCUGUGUCUGCAGCGCAGGUUGGAAAGGUUGGGGCUGCACCGACGGCUCCACGGCCCAGUCAUACAGCCGCCAGCUGACAGCAACCAUGUUGCUCACACUCAGCAAUCUGUUCUUCCUGCCCGCCGUCGUGGUUGCCAUCAGACGCGCCUACAUCACUGAGGCCUCGGUCUACAUCUUCACCAUGUUCUUCUCCACGUUCUACCACGCCUGUGACCAGCCCGGUGUGGCGGUUCUGUGCAUCAUGGACUAUGAUGCCCUGCAGUACUGCGACUUCCUCGGGUCGAUCUGCUCCAUCUGGGUCACCAUCCUCUGCAUGGCUCGCCUGGGAGACGUAGCUAAAUAUACCCUGUUUUUACUCGGAGCCUUGCUGAUUGCCAUGUCGAUGCAACUGGACCGGAAGGGCUUGUGGAACCUGCUGGGCCCCAUCCUUUGCGCCAUACUUUUCAUGGUCACUUCCUGGGUGUACCGGGGGGUCCGCCGGAAACACUGCUACCCGCCCUCAUGGCAGCGCUGGGUCUUUUACCUGAUCCCCGGUGCACUCUGUGCUCUCAUCGGCGUGUGCCUGUACAUCUUUGCAGAGACUGAGAGCAACUACUACUACACGCACUCGCUGUGGCACAUCCUGGUGGCCAGCUGCGUGGUGUUCCUGCUGCCACCAAAGGAGAAGGACAGGAAGGCUCUGGGCUGGAGCCAGGGCUUCAGCUGGAGGUGGAGCUGGAGACCUCGGGUUUGUGGAUACACGCUCUGUGAGAGCAGCAAAGAUGAACUUUAUACCGUCACAUAGCAGCAGAAGGAGGAGGAGGAGAAGGACAGGCUGGUGAUUUGAUUUUCAAACCUGGGAAACAUUUGAGCAGCAGAUAGCUACGGCCCUUUUGGCAAAGAUCUGGUUUUAGAGUCUCUGUAGUUAAUAAUGACCUGAAUGAGGCAUUUUCUUAAUACAGCUAGAUAAUUGUAUUCUCAAAGGUCCACUUAUAUUUCAUACUUAAAUGCUCAUCAAAUGGAACAGUGCUGUUAGAGUUUAAAAAGAUCUGCUCCUGUAUGUUCCUCUCAACCCAACCAAUCAGGUGCAGCCUUUUAAAGAAUAAAUACACUGAGAUUAUUUGAAACUUUGAUCUGCUAGUAUAGAUGAUUCCACUUACUGCUUAAGAGCUAUAUUUACCAAAUACUGCUAAGAAUUUGGAUUUACUAUCUUAUAACAAAAGUGCUCUUUUGGAUCGACUUAAAUAUCAGCACAAUUAGUCUAUUAUAUCUGCAGCAUUCUAUAAUUCUGAUAAUUUAAAACCCAGAAACCUCAGAAAAUAUCCCAAAUGCUGCUAAUAUUUCCAGAUGUCAUAUAGGAGACGGAGGCUCCUCUUUCCUUAUAAUAUUGGGUCUCAAAAGGACCAAAACAGAAAAAGUAAGAAAUCCUUUAAAAUCACACAUGGAAACCAUGGCAACAACCCACUGGAUAGAAAUCCUGCUUGCAGCCCGUCGGUCAUAUGUUAAACUAACCUGUUAGGAUGCUCUAAAAGCUUCUCCUUUGACAAUUAAACAGUCUGAUUUAACAGUUUGCAGCACUUUUCAAACAGCCUCUUGAAAUGCUUCCUCAGAAAAUGUUUUUAGCAUCUUACUGGUGCUAAAAAAGACAACCUUGAAUCUUCCUCAGUAACAAAUUUCAAAUAGAAAUCAUUGUUUUCUGCACCGCCUGUUAGCAUCUCUGUGCAUUCACUGGGAACAUGUGGAUAUUUUAGGUUUAAGCUCAAAGUUGCUGGUCGUUUCUACUUUGAAUUAGUUUUUGCUUGUUUCCGUUUCUUUAACAUAGAUCUGUGUGUUCUGCUUGUAGCAUUGGGACAUACAGGUAGCUGACAAAUACAGGUGUGUACUACAAGGCAGGAUUAAGAGCUUAACAUAGGUGUUAAAUGUUAAGAAAGAGUUUUUCCAUUUAAAGAGGUGGAUGUUUGAAAUGCUUGCUUGAUCACCUUGGUAACAUUAGUUUUCCCAUAAGUAUAACCAACAUUAAUAAAUUUAUAUUGAGAGCUUUCAAUA